CUCGCUCUAUAUAGAUCUGCAACCUAGAUCCGUGUCAAACCCUCUCUCCAAUUCACUGCCGUACCUCCUCCUUGUUGAUCGAAAACUUUCCUUCGGCGGUGGAAGCGAACUGAGAGCAGAGAUUCAGAAACCAUGUUGGUUUAUCAAGAUUUAAUCUCAGGUGACGAGCUUCUCUCUGACUCCUUCCCCUACAAGGAAAUUGAGAAUGGUAUUCUUUGGGAGGUGGAAGGAAAGUGGGUAGUUCAAGGUGCAGUUGAAGUGAACAUCGGUGCCAACCCUUCAGCCGAAGGUGGCGAAGAAGAUGAGGGUGUUGAUGACCAAGCUGUGAAGGUUGUUGACAUCAUUGACACUUUCAGGCUUCAGGAACAACCCACUUUCGAUAAGAAGGCCUUUGUUGCGUACAUGAGGAAGUACAUCAAGUUAUUGUCUGAAAAACUUGAUGGUGAGAAUAAGGAUCAUUUUAUGAAGAACAUUGAAUGUGCCACAAAGUAUUUGCUUGGAAAACUCAAAGACCUGCAAUUCUUUGUGGGAGAGAGCAUGGCUGAUAACGCUGGAAUGGUGUUUGCUUACUACAAGGAAGGUGCCAACAACCCGACAUUCUUGUACAUCGCUCCUGGCUUGAAGGAAGUGAAAUGCUGAACAAUGAAGGUGGCUGACAACAAAGGGAGAUCUUUGAAGGAGAGGAGGUGGUGUUUUCUUGUAACUUUCUAAGAGUCUUUGAAUGUUAUUGGUUUUUAUCAUGAUUGUGGUACUUACGUUACACAGUUUAAUGCUGUUAUCUGAGAUUACUUCUAUUUAUUUUGGGCCUUGGAUCAUUAAAGUUUUGGUCUUGUGAUGUCUAAAUGAUUUUAAAUUUGCAUAACUGCAAAUUAAUUUAGUUUGUUUUUCUUUUUUUAAAGAUGUUGGUAUGGAGUGAAAAUUUGAUAAUAUCCAUUUGUUUGAGAGACA
Molecule: messenger RNA, 948 nt
Organism: Andrographis paniculata
Lineage: Eukaryota; Viridiplantae; Streptophyta; Magnoliopsida; Lamiales; Acanthaceae
Product: translationally-controlled tumor protein homolog
Exons: 5
Coding region: 133-639 (168 amino acids)
Cellular component (GO): cytoplasm
Molecular function (GO): calcium ion binding
Source: RefSeq, a predicted model, not a curated record